Messenger RNA from Rangifer tarandus platyrhynchus (Svalbard reindeer), 390 nucleotides. Lineage: Eukaryota; Metazoa; Chordata; Mammalia; Artiodactyla; Cervidae. The record is from the annotation of a GenBank genome assembly.
AUGAAACUUAACUUUUCAGAAAAGUCUCUGCCCUUUCUGACAGAUGCGCUGAGCUGCUGCUCGGGAGUGAGAGACUGUCCUCACGCCCACCGCGCUCCCUCGACGGCCGAGCCUGCUCGCUCGCCCGUCGGAGCGUCCCGGCCGAGCAACCCUGAGGGGGGAGGGGAGGCCAUUUUGUCCCGACCGACUCCCCGGAACCGGGCGGAGCGGCUGGGAGAGGCUGCGGAGCAGCGGUCGCCGCCCUCGGAGGCACCGGACGCCGCCACCGUCGGGGCUUCCUCGACGAGGCAGUUCCUAGGUCACCCGCGCCCUCUCGAGCUGUCCUUUUUCUCACGCUUCCCCCUGGUCCUCCGGCCUGAGAACGCCCGGGCGAGGAGGAGUUGGCCGUAG